AUGAGAGUCAAUGUUCCUCUCCAUGCCCUGCAGAUAGCAGCAAGGUCUGUGGCGGCGGCAAUAUGUAAGUCAAGCUCGGCCAGUGGACGGAGUUUACGAGGAGGAAAGAUUGACCAAGCCUCCAGGAUCAACAUCUACUCCAUCUCCAACCCGUCACCUAACCCGCCCUUGACCCCCUCGUUCCCGGACUGCACGCGAGAUCCCUUGUGCAGCAACGAUGUCUGUGACACCACCAAGAGCAUCGCCGAACGCGCUGCCGCCAUCGUGAAGCCCAUGACGCUCAAUGAGAAAGUGGCAAACGUAGGAAGUUCGGCAUCUGGCAGCGCAAGACUUGGCUUGCCGGCCUACCAAUGGCAAAACGAGGCUUUGCACGGUGUUGCCGGUAGCACUGGUGUGCAGUUCCAGUCGCCACUGGGAGCCAACUUCAGCGCGGCAACCAGCUUCCCCAUGCCGAUUCUCCUAUCAGCUGCUUUCGAUGAUGCACUCGUCAAGAGCGUGGCCACUGCCAUCAGCACAGAGGCUCGUGCCUUUGCCAACUACGGCUUCGCGGGACUGGACUUCUGGACACCAAACAUCAAUCCGUUCCGAGACCCGCGAUGGGGCCGAGGGAUGGAGACUCCUGGAGAAGAUGCCUUCCGUAUCCAGGGCUACGUGCUGGCUCUGGUCGACGGUCUUCAGGGUGGAAUUGAUCCCGACUUCUACCGUACCCUCUCAACUUGCAAGCACUUUGCUGCCUACGACAUCGAGAAUGGCCGCACUGCGAACAACCUUUCGCCCACCCAGCAGGAUAUGGCAGACUACUAUCUUCCCAUGUUCGAAACUUGCGUCCGCGACGCCAAAGUCGCAUCCAUCAUGUGCGCGUAUAACGCGGUCGAUGGCGUCCCAGCUUGUGCAGACAGCUAUCUUUUGCAGGAUGUGCUGCGCGACACCUACGGCUUCACUGAGGACUUUAACUACGUCGUCUCCGACUGCGAUGCUGUCGAGAACGUCUUUGACCCUCACCACUACGCCGCCAACUUGACUCAAGCUGCUGCCAUGUCUAUCAACGCCGGCACUGACCUCGACUGCGGGAGCUCAUACAACGUCUUGAACGCGUCCGUCCAGGCUGGCUUGACGACGGAAGCCACUCUUGAUAAGUCACUUAUUCGCCUGUAUUCUGCACUCGUCAAGGUCGGAUACUUUGAUCAGCCAGCCGAGUAUAACUCUCUCGGCUGGGGCAACGUCAACACGACCCAGAGCCAAGCUCUUGCUCACGAUGCCGCCACUGAGGGAAUGACUCUCUUAAAGAACGAUGGCACUCUUCCUCUUUCUCGAACACUCUCCAACGUCGCGGUUAUUGGGCCUUGGGCCAACGUCACCACUCAGAUGCAGGGCAACUAUGCCGGCACUGCACCGCUCUUGGUGAACCCCCUGUCCGUGUUCCAACAGAAAUGGCGUAAUGUCAAGUACGCUCAGGGCACUGCCAUCAACUCCCAAGAUACCAGUGGCUUCAAUGCUGCCCUGUCUGCGGCCAGCUCUUCUGAUGUCAUUGUUUACCUCGGAGGCAUCGACAUCUCUGUCGAGAACGAAGGCUUUGACCGGAGUUCUAUUACCUGGCCCGGGAACCAGCUGAACCUCAUCUCUCAGCUAGCCAAUCUUGGCAAGCCACUCGUGAUUGUGCAGUUUGGCGGCGGUCAAAUUGACGACAGCGCAUUGCUGAGCAACUCCAAGGUCAACUCAAUCCUGUGGGCUGGUUAUCCCGGCCAGGACGGUGGCAACGCUAUCUUUGAUGUCCUCACCGGCGCAAACCCGCCCGCUGGCAGACUACCCGUGACUCAAUACCCUGCAAACUACGUCAACAACAACAACAUCCAAGACAUGAACCUGCGGCCAAGCAACGGCAUCCCAGGACGAACGUACGCGUGGUACACCGGCACACCUGUUCUUCCAUUUGGCUACGGACUGCAUUACACAAACUUCUCCCUGUCGUUCCAGUCCACCAAGACUGCUGGCAGCGACAUCGCCACUCUCGUCAACAACGCCGGAUCUAACAAAGACCUAGCAACUUUCGCAACGAUUGUCGUCAACGUCAAGAACACUGGCGGUAAGGCCAACCUGGCCUCCGACUACGUUGGCCUGCUGUUCCUCAAGUCAACAAACGCCGGCCCUGCGCCUCAUCCUAACAAGCAACUGGCUGCGUAUGGACGUGUCAGGAACGUUGGCGUUGGAGCGACUCAGCAAUUGACAUUGACGGUGAACCUUGGAUCGCUGGCUCGUGCAGACACCAAUGGCGACCGAUGGAUCUAUCCCGGUGCUUAUACUCUCAUCCUAGAUGUCAAUGGGCCGCUGACAUUCAACUUCACUUUGACUGGCACAGCAACGAAGAUUAGCACCUUGCCUAGCCGGUCGUGA
Molecule: messenger RNA, 2391 nt
Organism: Trichoderma reesei QM6a
Lineage: Eukaryota; Fungi; Ascomycota; Sordariomycetes; Hypocreales; Hypocreaceae
Product: glycoside hydrolase family 3
Exons: 1
Coding region: 1-2391 (796 amino acids)
Biological process (GO): xylan catabolic process; arabinan catabolic process
Cellular component (GO): plant-type cell wall
Molecular function (GO): alpha-L-arabinofuranosidase activity; xylan 1,4-beta-xylosidase activity
Source: RefSeq, a predicted model, not a curated record